This is a messenger RNA of Pungitius pungitius (ninespine stickleback), 8762 nucleotides long. RefSeq names its product neuroblast differentiation-associated protein AHNAK. The record is from RefSeq and is a predicted model, not a curated record. The coding region runs from base 197 to 8257 and encodes 2686 amino acids. The transcript has 3 exons. Gene Ontology annotation, cellular component: nucleus; cytoplasm; costamere. Gene Ontology annotation, biological process: regulation of RNA splicing. NCBI's taxonomy places the organism in Eukaryota, Metazoa, Chordata, Actinopteri, Perciformes, Gasterosteidae.
GAAGGGGGCGGGGCCUCACAGGUGGAACCCGUCUGUCGGCUCCAGGUGAGCUCGGUGCACCUGCCCCGCGGCCCCCGUCCUCCGUCACACAGCGCGGCGACUCUGGAGGGAAACGACUCGCUCUCCCGGAGCCCGAGGAGAUGACCUUCUGCGAGACACGAUAAAUUUUCAUCCGUCAAAAGCUGAGGUGUUAAAAAUGCUGAAGAUGAUGGAGCCGUUUGAUGACAAGGUCCGAGUCCUCACCAGGAACAACAUGAGCAAGAGCCUCGGAAACUUGGACCAGUGUGCCGCGGGCCCCGAGACGAUGCUGAAUGAUUCCUACAACAAACUCUACAAUGCCAAAAUCAGGAAGUUUAUGAAACGUGACACACUCGGUUCAAUGGAGAGCAUUGUGGACAAGAACGUUACCACCAAGCGAACCGAUCCAGGGUCCCCCAUGGUCCACCUAAAGAACAACAUGGGGUUACCUCGCCUCGGAGUUGACUUUGGACUUAUGAAACCCAGGACUCUGAUCACAGACAUUGAUGAUGAGUCACAAUCGGAUGACAAUGGAGAACCAACAUAUGAAGGCAAUCUGAACCUUCCCUUUUUGGGUAAUGGGAAUGCCCAAGGUGGGGCACAGGUACCAAGAUUGAAAGACAAGGCUAGAAAUCUGCAGUUCAACACUUCGGACUAUCAAUUGUCCGGAAGGUUAUCAGAAAGUCCAGAUGUUGAUGUAUUGCAACAUGACAUACAUGGACUGGAAACUGGCCUGCCGUCAAGUAAAGUUAAAAUGCCACAAAAGAUUCGAUCUCCAGUUUUAGAUGUGGAUGCUCCAUCUGGUAAAUUCUCCAUGACCAACUUUGGGUUCUCAGGCAGUAGUGAAACUGAUGUUAAAACACCUGACAUGAGUCUCAAAACACCAAAAAUAGAAGGUGGCAUUCAUACACCAAAUGUAAAUCUUCCAAAAGCUGACCUGAAAGAACCAAGUCUAGGCUUUGGCACUCCAUCGGUUGACACGAAAGUUCCAUCUGGAAAAUACAAAGCUCCUAAGUUUAAAAUGCCCCACUUUGAUUUACCAGAUAUUCAAGCUCCUGGGUUUAAUGGAGAUUUAAAUGGACCAGAUUUUGGACUGUCAGGACCAAAGCUUAAAGGGCUUGAUGGUGAGCUAAGAACUCCUGACUUUGAUCUCUCAGCCCCCAAAUUCAAAGGAGCUAUUGGCUCCCGAGAUAUGAAAGCUCCAAAGAUAAAGGGAGGAAUUGAUGCCCCUGACUUGGACUUACCAAAUAUGGACCUUAAAGCUCCCAAGUUUGAUGUUAACGCUCCAGAUGUGAACAUUGGUUCACCCAAUGCAAAAUUCAAAAUGCCCAAAUUCAAACUACCUAAAUUUGGUCUAUCAAGCCCGAAAGGUCCCAAGAUUGAUGGGAAUUUAGAUGUCCCAGAUGUUGAUUUAAAUGUACCCAAUGUCAACCUCAAAGGCCCUAGCGCUGAUCUGGGAAUGCCAGAUUUGGAUGUUUCUGGUCCAUCGGGUAAACUGAAGAAGCCAAAUUUUAAGAUGCCUGGUUUUGGGCUUUCUAGUCCAAAGUUUGAGGGUCCUAACAUGGGCCUCAAAACACCUGAUCUAGAUCUAUCUGGUCCCAAUUUCGGCGGGGGUUUCAAUGCUCCAGACAUAAACAUGCCUAAGGUUGAUCUUAAGAACCCCAAAAUGGACUUUAAUACCCCAAAUCUCAACUUAGACAUGCCAUCUGGUAAAAUGAAAAUGCCAGAGCUCCAUUCUCCAGACUGGGAUGUUAAAGCUCCCUCAGGCAAAAUGAAAAUACCUAAAUUCAAUCUUUCAGGUACAUUACCAAAAGGACCCAACAUGGACAUGAACACAGGUCUAAGUGCACCAGAUUUGAGUCUCAAGGGUCCAAAGAUCAAGGGAGGAAUUGAUGCCCCUGACUUGGACUUACCAAAUAUGGACCUUAAAGCUCCCAAGUUUGAUGUUAACGCUCCAGAUGUGAACAUUGGUUCACCCAAUGCAAAAUUCAAAAUGCCCAAAUUGAACUUCCCCGGCCUAAAAGGACCUAAAAUUGAUGGAAACUUUAAUGGCCCAGAUGUUGAUGUAAAUGUACCCAAUGUCAACCUUAAAGGCCCUGACGCUGAUCUGGGAAUGCCAGAUUUGGAUGUUUCUGGUCCAUCGGGUAAACUGAAGAAGCCAAAUUUUAAGAUGCCUGGUUUUGGGCUUUCUAGUCAAAAGUUUGAGGGUCCCAACUUGGGCCUCAAAACACCUGAUCUAGAUCUAUCUGGUCCCAAUUUCGGCGGGGGUUUCAAUGCUCCAGACAUGAACAUGCCUAAGGUUGAUCUUAAGAACCCCAAAAUGGACUUUAAUACCCCAAAUCUCACCUUAGACAUGCCAUCUGGUAAAAUGAAAAUGCCAGAGCUCAAUUCUCCAGACUGGGAUGUUAAAGCUCCCUCAGGCAAAAUGAAAAUGCCUAAAUUCAAUCUUUCAGGUACAUUACCAAAAGGACCCAACAUGGACAUAAACACAGGUCUGAGCGCACCAGAUUUGAGUCUCAAGGGUCCAAAGAUCAAGGGAGGAAUUGAUGCCCCUGACUUGGACUUACCAAAUAUGGACCUUAAAGCUCCCAAGUUUGAUGUUAACGCUCCAGAUGUGAACAUUGGUUCACCCAAUGCAAAAUUCAAAAUGCCCAAAUUCAAACUACCUAAAUUUGGUCUAUCAAGCCCGAAAGGUCCUAAGCUUGAUGGGAAUUUAGAUGUCCCAGAUGUUGAUUUAAAUGUACCCAAUGUCAACCUCAAAGGCCCUAGCGCUGAUCUAGGAAUGCCAGAUUUGGAUGUUUCUGGUCCAUCGGGUAAACUGAAGAAGCCAAAUUUUAAGAUGCCUGGUUUUGGGCUUUCUAGUCCAAAGUUUGAGGGUCCUAACUUGGGCCUCAAAACACCUGAUCUAGAUAUAUCUGGUCCCAAUUUCGGUGGGGGUUUCAAUGCUCCAGACAUAAACAUGCCUAAGGUUGAUCUUAAGAACCCCAAAAUGGACUUUAAUACCCCAAAUCUCAACUUAAACAUGCCAUCUGGUAAAAUGAAAAUGCCAGAGCUCAAUUCUCCAGACUGGGAUGUUAAAGCUCCCUCAGGCAAAAUGAAAAUGCCUAAAUUCAAUCUUUCAGGUACAUUACCAAAAGGACCCAACAUGGACAUAAACACAGGUCUGAGUGCACCAGAUUUGAGUCUCAAGGGUCCAAAGAUCAAGGGAGGAAUUGAUGCCCCUGACUUGGACUUACCAAAUAUGGACCUUAAAGCUCCCAAGUUUGAUGUUAACGCUCCAGAUGUGAACAUUGGUUCACCCAAUGCAAAAUUCAAAAUGCCCAAAUUGAACUUCCCCGGCCUAAAAGGACCUAAAAUUGAUGGAAACUUUGAUGGCCCAGAUGUUGAUGUAAAUGUACCCAAUGUCAACCUCAAAGGCCCUAACGCUGAUCUGGGAAUGCCAGAUUUGGAUGUUUCUGGUCCAUCGGGUAAACUGAAGAAGCCAAAUUUUAAGAUGCCUGGUUUUGGGCUUUCUAGUCCAAAGUUUGAGGGUCCUAACAUGGGCCUCAAAACACCUGAUCUAGAUCUAUCUGGUCCCAAUUUCGGCGGGGGUUUCAAUGCUCCAGACAUAAACAUGCCUAAGGUUGAUCUUAAGAACCCCAAAAUGGACUUUAAUACCCCAAAUCUCAACUUAGACAUGCCAUCUGGUAAAAUGAAAAUGCCAGAGCUCCAUUCUCCAGACUGGGAUGUUAAAGCUCCCUCAGGCAAAAUGAAAAUGCCUAAAUUCAAUCUUUCAGGUACAUUACCAAAAGGACCCAACAUGGACAUAAACACAGGUCUGAGUGCACCAGAUUUGAGUCUGAAAGCUCCAAAGAUCAAGGGUGGAAUUGAUGCCCCUGACUUGGACUUACCAAAUAUGGACCUUAAAGCUCCCAAGUUUGAUGUUAACGCUCCAGAUGUGAACAUUGGUUCACCCAAUGCAAAAUUCAAAAUGCCCAAAUUGAACUUCCCCGGCCUAAAAGGACCUAAAAUUGAUGGAAACUUUGAUGGCCCAGAUGUUGAUGUAAAUGUACCCAAUGUCAACCUCAAAGGCCCUAACGCUGAUCUGGGAAUGCCAGAUUUGGAUGUUUCUGGUCCAUCGGGUAAACUGAAGAAGCCAAAUUUUAAGAUGCCUGGUUUUGGGCUUUCUAGUCCAAAGUUUGAGGGUCCUAACAUGGGCCUCAAAACACCUGAUCUAGAUCUAUCUGGUCCCAAUUUCGGCGGGGGUUUCAAUGCUCCAGACAUAAACAUGCCUAAGGUUGAUCUUAAGAACCCCAAAAUGGACUUUAAUACCCCAAAUCUCAACUUAGACAUGCCAUCUGGUAAAAUGAAAAUGCCAGAGCUCCAUUCUCCAGACUGGGAUGUUAAAGCUCCCUCAGGCAAAAUGAAAAUGCCUAAAUUCAAUCUUUCAGGUACAUUACCAAAAGGACCCAACAUGGACAUAAACACAGGUCUGAGUGCACCAGAUUUGAGUCUGAAAGCUCCAAAGAUCAAGGGUGGAAUUGAUGCCCCUGACUUGGACUUACCAAAUAUGGACCUUAAAGCUCCCAAGUUUGAUGUUAACGCUCCAGAUGUGAACAUUGGUUCACCCAAUGCAAAAUUCAAAAUGCCCAAAUUCAAACUACCUAAAUUUGGUCUAUCAAGCCCGAAAGGUCCUAAGAUUGAUGGGAAUUUAGAUGUACCAGAUGUUGAUUUAAAUGUACCCAAUGUCAACCUCAAAGGCCCUAACGCUGAUCUUGGAAUGCCAGAUUUGGAUGUUUCUGGUCCAUCGGGUAAACUGAAGAAGCCAAAUUUUAAGAUGCCUGGUUUUGGGCUUUCUAGUCCAAAGUUUGAGGGUCCUAACUUGGGCCUCAAAACACCUGAUCUUGAUCUAUCUGGUCCCAAUUUUGGCGGGGGUUUCAAUGCUCCAGACAUAAACAUGCCUACGGUUGAUCUUAAGAACCCCAAAAUGGACUUUAAUACCCCAAAUCUUAACUUAGACAUGCCAUCUGGUAAAAUGAAAAUGCCAGAGCUCCAUUCUCCAGACUGGGAUGUUAAAGCUCCCUCAGGCAAAAUGAAAAUGCCUAAAUUCAAUCUUUCAGGUACAUUACCAAAAGGACCCAACAUGGACAUAAACACAGGUCUGAGUGCACCAGAUAUGAGUCUCAAGGGUUCAAAGAUCAAGGGUGGAAUUGAUGCCCCUGACUUGGACUUACCAAAUAUGGACCUUAAAGCUCCCAAGUUUGAUGUUAACGCUCCAGAUGUGAACAUUGGUUCACCCAAUGCAAAAUUUAAGAAGCCCAAAUUCAAAAUGCCCAAAUUGAACUUCCCUGGCCUAAAAAGACCUAAAUUUGAUGGGAACUUAGAUGUCCCAGAUGUUGAUUUAAAUAUACCCAAUGUCAACCUCAAAGGCCCUAACGCUGAUCUGGGAAUGCCAGAUUUGGAUGUUUCUGGUCCAUCGGGUAAACUGAAGAAGCCAAAUUUCAAGAUGCCUGGUUUUGGGCUUUCUAGUCCAAAGUUUGAGGGUCCUAACUUGGGCCUCAAAACACCUGAUCUAGAUCUAUCUGGUCCCAAUUUCGGCGGUGGUUUCAAUGCUCCAGACAUAAACAUGCCUAAGGUUGAUCUUAAGAACCCCAAAAUGGACUUUAAUACCCCAAAUCUCAACUUAGACAUGCCAUCUGGUAAAAUGAAAAUGCCAGAGCUCCAUUCUCCAGACUGGGAUGUUAAAGCUCCCUCAGGCAAAAUUAAACUGCCUAAAUUCAAUCUUACAGGUACAUUACCAAAAGGACCCAACAUGGACAUAAACACAGGUCUGAGUGCACCAGAUUUGAGUCUGACGGCUCCAAAGAUCAAGGGUGGAAUUGAUGCCCCUGACUUGGACUUACCAAAUAUGGACCUUAAAGCUCCCAAGUUUGAUGUUAACGCUCCAGAUGUGAACAUUGGCUCACCCAAUGCAAAAUUAAAAAUGCCCAAAUUGAACUUCCCCGGCUUUAAAGGACCUAAAAUUGAUGGAAACUUUGAUGGCCCAGAUGUUGAUGUAAAUGUACCCAAUGUCAACCUCAAAGGCCCUAACGCUGAUCUGGGAAUGCCAGAUUUGGAUGUUUCUGGUCCAUCGGGUAAACUGAAGAAGCCAAAUUUUAAGAUGCCUGGUUUUGGGCUUUCUAGUCCAAAGUUUGAGGGUCCUAACCUGGGCCUCAAAACACCUGAUCUAGAUAUAUCUGGUCCCAAUCUCGGCGGGGGUUUCAAUGCUCCAGACAUAAACAUGCCUAAAGUUGAUCUUAAAAGCCCCAAAAUGGACUUUAAUACCCCAAAUCUCAACUUAGACAUGCCAUCUGGUAAAAUGAAAAUGCCAGAGCUCCAUUCUCCAGACUGGGAUGUUAAAGCUCCCUCAGGCAAAAUUAAACUGCCUAAAUUCAAUCUUUCAGGACCAAAUAUAGACAUGAACACUGACCUCAAAGCUCCAAAGUUAAAGGGGGGAAUUGUCGCCCCUGACUUAGACUUGCCUAAAUUUGGCCUCAAAGCUCCCAAAAUGCCACAACUGAAAAUGCCGGAAGCGAAUCUACCAAGUUUAAAAGGACCUGAGAUUGAUGGAAACCUUGAUGGCCCAGACAUCGAUAUCAAUGCACCUAACAUCAACCUUAAGGGACCCAAAAGUGACUUUGAAAUGCCAAAUGUUGGUUUUAACAGCCCAUCUGCAAAAUUAAAAAAAAAACAUUUGAAAAUUCCUGAUGUGGGUUUUUCUAGUCCAAAGUUAGAUGGUCCAAACUUUGACUUAAAGUCACCAGAUCUUAAUAACAAAUUACCACAUUUGAACAUGAAGUCAGACCUUAAAACUCCAAAAUUGAAAGGUGGAAUCAGUUCCCCCAAAUUGGGAUUGCCAAAAAUGAACCUUAAAACUCCCAAAUUAGAUAUGGACACUCCAGAUUUCAACUUCCCUGAUGUAAGCUUCCAAAAGCCCAUGAUAAAUAUGCCAAAGGGCCCCAAUGUUGACAUAAAUGGGGCCUUAAAGGGGCCUGACUUAAAUAUGCCAAAUGUAGAUUUCAAUAGUCCAAAAGGAACAUUUAAUAUUCCAAGUGUAAAUACACCAGACCUCAAUCUCUCUGGACCUAAGGCAAAACUACCGGAUAUGAAUCUUUCAGGACCUAAGCUGAAAGGCCAUGGUCCAAAAAUGCCAGACCUGCCGAAAGACCGCUUCAGCGCUCAGCUAGACCUUAAUGCUAAGCAUCCUGAUCAAGGGAUAGAAGGUAACUUAGGUCGACCUGACCUUAACUUUACUGCCCCUAAUGUCCAUGGAGGAAUAAGAGGUCCAGAUCUUCCUUCAGGAAACCUCCAGGGUCCUCAAACUGAUUAUCAUUUGGAAGACAGCCAAUCCACUUUUCAUAACUUCUUUACACCUUUUGAAGGUCCAGAUUUUAACCAAGAAGGAACUGAUAUGGACUUUGGUGCAUCUCGCAGACCAAAAAAUCUGGGUUUGUCUUCAAAUGCAAAACUCAACAUGAAACCAAAAGAGUUGAUUGGGGAUUUCACAGGUCCAAAUGUAAGUGCUCCAAAUAUGACAAAAGUGACAAUGAGGGAUACACAACUACAUCUCAGAUCUCCAGAUCUUAACAUAGACAAUCCCUCACCUAAUUUUAGAGAGCCCUCUUAUAGGAAUCGCAGAUCUGAUAUCCCAGGGGGGAACAUGAGAAUGCCCGACCUGGACGUAGAUGGAGAUGUCGGACUUCGUCACAUGGACAUACGUCCAACUAGGCACAACGUAAGGUCCAGCUAUCCUCAAGCGGAUGCUGGUUUCGGCCACCAAAUAGAUUUCCACCGUUCAGAUCUCAACAUUGAUGAUUUCACAGGAAAGGAUCAUGUGCUUAGAUCGAGAGGUUCAAAACUUGACUUCCAGGCGCCACAUAGGCUUGGAGAAGUCAUGUUUCCGUCACAUGGUAACGUGCACUCAAGGGACCCCGGACAAACCAAUAGAAUGCCUUCUGGAGGCAACAACAUGUAUUCAAUGGACCACAGAUCGAUGCAGCGGGUACCCAACGCACAUUUGUCACUAGAUUCAAGAAUCAGAGUCCCAAACGAGUCAGAUCAAUACCACGUCACUGCUUUCCCCAACGUACAACACAAUCAAAGAAGGCCAAACAUCAAAUACAACACACUUGGGGGGCUUGACUUUCGUCCACAAAACAUGGACCUUGAAGUCCCAGCAGGAAAUUACCAAAAAGGGGUUUUUUUGUCCAAUCUCAUGUAGGUUUGAAACCAAACAUGUUUCCAUAAGCAGAACCAGAUGUUUCUUUUAGUGUGGUUUUUAUAUUUUGUUGUUUUGUUGUGAUUUAAGCUCUUGUACUUUUAUUAGAUGUCGUGGAAUUUGGAAAUGUGUUUCUCGUUUAUGCCUUUUAAAGGUUUUUUGUUUGUUUUGUUUGUUUGUUUUGUUUGUUAGUAUAGAAAAUCAAUUUGAUGCUUCAUAAUAAUGAAGCCUUCAUUACGAAGCCUUCUUGCACUUGUUUUGUAUGUAUUACGGUUUUUGUACUUUUUGGCAAUUGACAACAAGGUAUUAUUUCUAUCUACAUUGGAGUUAAGAGGGUUUAGGGGGACUAAUACAAGAUCGAAAGAUAUAAGUAUUUAAAGAUGUAUAUUUACCUACAAAUUUGUGGAUAACCUUUGUAUCAUACUAUGUCUAUACUUUUUAAACUAAAUGUAUUUCAUAUUCAUUAGAGUAUACAGUUUAGUUAUUAUUUUUAUAACCAUUUGUGGUU